This is a messenger RNA of Aegilops tauschii subsp. strangulata, 3798 nucleotides long. RefSeq lists its product as uncharacterized. Gene Ontology annotation, molecular function: cysteine-type peptidase activity. Gene Ontology annotation, biological process: proteolysis. The record is from RefSeq and is a predicted model, not a curated record. Lineage: Eukaryota; Viridiplantae; Streptophyta; Magnoliopsida; Poales; Poaceae.
GACAGUUUGAGAAUAACUUUUGUGUGCUACCCUUUUUUUCACAUAUGGAUGGUUCUCAUGCUAGUUUUGUUAUUUUAGAUGACUGUUAUUACGUGAUGAGAUAUAUAUUUCAUAUAGGAUGUGGUUGUGGUUUUUCAUAUAUGAUGUAAACCCAGUAAUGCAAGAUGAAACUUGCAAGAUGUGGUACUUUUUAGGUUGAUUUUUUAAACAUUUUUAUCUGCUUUUUGCUCUUUUUAUUUAUUUUUUCAAAUGUGUUUAUAUGUUUUUAAUAUACUUUCUUCUGUGUGUUUAAUUAGUCUUUGUUUCAUGACCUAAGUCUUUUUAAUUAUUAUACAGGUCUCCCUCAACUCUAAACAUGCCUAGACUUUACAAAUAUCCUGCUGGUACCAUCAAGCACAGGUUUUCUACCAUUAGGUGGCAUAAAGCAGUUUCUGAUUUAAGUGAUAAUCAAAAGUCGUUUGUUAGGAAAUAUGAGCUCGAUAAUCUUCUGAAUAUUCAUCCUCACUUAAUGGUUCCAAUACCAAUCCUUCAAUUGUUGCGGACCACCUGAAUUGCAAUGGAACUGGAGUUUUCAGAAAGGGUGAUAAAAUAAUUCAUCUAAGAAGAGACAUGGUAAUUCAGGUUUUUGGGAUCCGUUCUGUUUCUGUGCCUUUUCCUCUGGAUAGCACAGAUCCAGUUGUUGUGGCUAGAGUGUUACAACUUAGGUCUCAGUAUCUCGGUAAUAGCCAGAAGAACAUUCAAUUUGAUAAUAUCAUCACUAUCAUGAAGAAUGACGAGACCGAGGAAGGUUUCAUGCGAAGUUUCGUAUUUCUCUUCAUAAGUUCUGUUUUCUGUCCAACCACUCGGAAUUGUGCAAAUUGGAAAAUUCUUUAUGGGCUGCACGACAUUAGCAAGCUGAAGACCUUUGAUUUGGCUCAACUUUGCAUUGAUCACUUGAACAAAGAAAUUGAUUACUUCAGCACCAAUCUAUUCAAUAGAACUAAAACUCCAUUGAACAAUUCAAUCUAUGUUGGUGGAUGCUUACCUUUAGCUGCUAUUGUCUAUCUGGACUUUGUGGACUUCACAAAAGCUUCUCAACAACGAAGUAUCAAUUAUGGAGUCCCUAGAAUGGCCUAUAUUCAGAAUGACGACUUUGACUAUCUAGCUAUAGUGGACUUAAACCCAAGAUCCAAGAAGACGUUUGCAUUGGGAUUCUUACCACUAAAAGACAUUUCUAGGACACCUUACGGUGCUCGUGCAAUUGUAUUGGCUCAAGAGAAGUGGUCCAAAGCCCCACAGAGUUAUGAUGUUGAGGAAAAUCUCAUUCCAAAGUCCAAUGACAUCUCAAAUGUUGCAUCUACCUCGAACAGUAAUCCAAAAGUUAUGAAUAUAAUAUCUCAAGUUGUUGCAAAGCAUGAUGAAAUUUGGAAGAAGCUUCAUGAGCAACAUAUGCAAAAUAUGUUUUCAGAUCUCAAAACAACUCUCAUGUCUCUUCAGCCAAAUACAAACAGCCAAGUAAACAUUGCUGGUACUUCAACCAUGAAUCCUAUUGUUCUUUCAGCAUGCAGCAACAUGAAUAACCAGAAUGAACCAAUAAAUGCCAACCAUCACCCAGUCCAGAUAGUCAGUGAGCCAAUUAGAGCAUCUUUAUUCCAAGAUCAUGUAUAAGUUACUCCUACUCCUGAGGUUACCUUAAUGCACAGCAACAAGGACAUCCAAGUUGAAAAAGCAGUUCCAGUUACUGAACAAGAUUCAGUUCCUCAGCAAGUGCAGCAAACUGAGCAAGCACCUUCAGCUGUAAACAUUGUUCAGAAUGAAGAAAUUUCACCUGGGAACAAUGGUAUUCAUACUGACAACACACUUGAUCAACCUAUUUCUUAUAGUCAAACAAGUGACGGUACUCAAUUUGCUGUUAACACUCUUAUUGAGAUCUCAGGUACCUUUUCUGAAACAAUUCAUACUCGACCGAUCUCAGUAUUGCAACCAGUGGACUGCGUUCAACAUGCAGUCAAUAGUGAGCCAUAUGAAAUGGAAUUUCAGCAUGUGAACCCCACAACAGUCCAUAUUCAGGAAACUCCCGUUUCUGUGAGCAAACAAACUCAGUUAGUGAAUGAGCCUCCAACGAAAGAAGUGGCUGCUUCGUCAAACAUUCUAACUGAAGAUGACAUUAUGCUAAGGAAUGUGAUCUCACAAUCAAAUGACAAUCUGGGAGAUGGCAUUGAAAUUGCCAUGAACUAUGCUGAUGGCAUUAUAAUCCCAGAACUUGAUAAGACGGUCCCCAAAGUACCUGAGGUACCUGAGCACAAAUCAUCUCAUGCAGCAUUGAAUGUAUCUGGUCCCAGCACUAUAGAGAAGAGAAAUCGAAAGAAAAGGAAAGCAAAAGAUCUAUCUGCUCAAGAUAAGAUAUCAAAGAUAAGUGUUGAACCUCAUGUUCAGGAGUUUUUUAAGAAAUACCUUGGAAACAAAUUCUUCAAGAAUGAAAAUCCAACCAUUAUUGACAUCAAUGGAUUUACUGUGGAGUAUGAUCAUUUCUAUAAUUCACUCAAGGCAAUAGGAAACGUUCACAAUGAAGUCUUCAAUGCUUAUGUCCAAGUUUUCAAUUAUGAGAAUGAAAAUCCAGAUCCAAAAAGUAAGGAACCUUCGAAAUACUGCUUUACUUCGUACUUCACGGAGAAGUUACUUGAUGAUCCCAAGAAUUUCAACUCUCGAUCUUGUGUAAAAGAAUUCAAGAAACUGAACUGUGGCAAGAACUUACACAAGCGUGAUAUGCUAUAUUUCCCCAGAGUUGAUUCAUUCCACUGGACUUUGUUCUGCAUUAACAAUCUGUUUGAAACCGUCAAUUUCUUUGAUUCAAGGAGUUCUGUUCCUCAAAAUCAAGUCAACAAGUUAACAUCAAAUCUGAUCAUCAACAUGGGCACCAUUUUCAAGUCUUCUGGAUGCACAUACAAGAAUAUUGAGAAUUUCGACUGCAUUUCCCCUAAGGAAUACCCCCAGCAAGACAACCUGUGAGUAAAGCAACCAUCAUUAUGCUCCAUGCAAUUUUCUGUCUUUAACUCUUAUAAUCAGUUAACAUUCUGUCACCCAAGAAGUUCCUUUGCUGAAAUUUAUGUAUACCUUUUUGUACAGCCACAAUUGUGCUCUCUAUGCUAUCAUGUAUAUGGAUAUCUGGGAUGGGAAGAACAUGAAGGAAUUUGAUAAUGGAAUUAUUCCUCAAUUUCGUCAGGUCCUUGCUUACAAGCUGGCAAAGUCUAACAUCAACGAAAAAAGUGUUCAGGGACUUGAAGAUGAUGUUUCAACCAAGAAGAGGAAGAAGCGCCGCUAGUUGUGUGGAGAAAGCAAAUACUUUGAGUUUCUAGAAUUGAAUGUGCACCACAACUACUGAUAACUCACCGGUGUCAUUGCUUGGAAAACUUUUAAGUUCCCUUUUUCCCUUUCUGUGGAAAUCACUCUUUUGUGUGGAAAACAUUUAUGUUGGAGACUCAGUACAUUUUAUAUUUUUAUGAAAGUAGUGUCACCAGCACAAUUUAUUUUUCUGUUCUUGUGUGAGAGACAGUCAAAGAAACUUAGUUGUAGAAUAACAAUGAGGAACAAUUAAAGGUGUUUUUGCUUUUCCAUACCAACAUGAGUGUCUUCAAGGAUUUUUUUUCAAUGAAGUGUGUUGUUUAUUUCUUUUCCCAAAGCAGAUGUGUGAUUGAUUUCCAUGAAAGGGAAAUUGUCUUACUUUUAGGGGGUACGAAAAAUGUGCAUUUUUUUGUAGCAAACGAGACGAAAGGCAACAUUUGUCAUUUUUUUACAAAAGCAAUAGUGAAUUCUCUUAGG